UUCGCUGAACCUCCCCCAAUUUCCCUCCUCUUCCAGAUCGAGACGAUGCGUUCUGCAGCGAGGUUUCUCCUCUCCUCCGACCCGACUGGGGCGGCGGAUCAGUCGUCCUCCGCCUUCCCUUUCCACUCCAACGUCAUCCUCACCUUCGCCGCCCUCCUCUGCGCCUUGAUCUGCGCCCUCGGCCUCGCCUUCGUCGCCCGUUGCGCCUGGCUCCGCCGCUCCUUGGCCGCCCACGCCGAUCGGCCCCUCCUCCCGGCCCUGCCCCUGAUCCCGAGAAAGGGGAUCAAGCAGAAAACCCUCCGCGCCCUCCCCACGCUCUCCUUCGCCGCCUCAUCCUCCUCCUCCACCGCAGCCCCGGCCCCCGCCGGCGUCGAGCUCGUCGACUGCGCGAUUUGCCUCGCCGAGUUCGCCUGCGGCGACCUGGUCCGCGUCCUGCCGCAGUGCGGGCACGGCUUCCACGCCGCGUGCGUCGACACCUGGCUGGGAUCCAACGCCUCUUGCCCUUCCUGCCGCCGGGUCGUGGUGGUCCCUGCGCCGCCACGGAGCUGCCGGAAGUGCGGCAGAGACUCCGGCGAAGCCCCGCCCGCGCCAGCGCCAGCGCCCGAGAGUGGCGGCGCCAGCACCUCUAAAAGUGCGCAUUAGAUGGGUGUUUGAUGGAAUUUCACACUCAAAAGUGUUUGUGAAUGAAUAGCCAAAAAUUGUUACCAAAGAUAUGUGUGUUUGUAUAUGUAGGAAGGAGGAUUACACAUCACUUGCAAGAUGCUCAGACAGAGAAUUUCUUGUAAUUAGGAACAAAAAAAUGGGCAUUCUCAAGCCUUUGCUUGCCCAGGGCUCUGCUUAGUUUUGAAGUUUCAGAUUUUGGAUACGAACCGUGUUAAGAGUAUUUUGAAAACAAAGUUUGGAUAUGCUGAAGUUUUUUGGCCGAAAGAGAGAGUUAUUUUAAAGAACACCUCUUCGGUCGCUUUUGUAGCCGUAAGAUGUGAUCUGAAUCGAGAUCAGUCGAUCAAUGAGUAUCGAUAGUGGGAUGCAUCUGAAGACUUGUUGGAGGGACAAGGUCUGAACAUUGGUGUUAGGAGGAGAAUGGGACAAGGAAGAGGUGGUUGGGGGAUUGUAGUGAUUAGAACUGUUAUUAAUUUACUUGCCUUUUAAAGUGAACAAAUUAUCUAAAUAUGGAAAGAUCAGUUGAGUGUGGCCAGACCAUGGAUAUUUAUAUCAAUUCAGAAUGUGUUUAAUUGGAUCAAAUCAAAUGAAAUUGGAAUUGACUUUUUUUA
This is a messenger RNA of Zingiber officinale, 1271 nucleotides long. RefSeq names its product RING-H2 finger protein ATL8-like. Bases 46 to 642 code for a protein of 198 amino acids. The record is from RefSeq and is a predicted model, not a curated record. The transcript has a single exon. NCBI's taxonomy places the organism in Eukaryota, Viridiplantae, Streptophyta, Magnoliopsida, Zingiberales, Zingiberaceae.